AGAGUAUACUUUGUGCAUUAGAGUUAAUGUGAACUCUUCCUUGGAUACAGUACAUUUCUCCUGUAGUUUGUUCUGAUUUGCAGAAUUAUAGCACAAUGAGUUCAUCAGGAGAACCAAGUGAAGCUGGGAAUAUACUUUCUGGAACAGAAGUAGCCAAUGAAAUACGCAGUGCUCUAAAGAGCGAAGUAAGAAAAUUAUGUGAAGAAUUGCCUGGUUUCAAGCCUGGUCUGGCCAUCAUACAAGUUGGAGGUCGAGAAGACUCUAAUGUUUACAUUCGCAUGAAAAUGAAAGCUGCUAGUCAGAUUGGAAUAGAAGCCACUCAUAUAAAAUUACCAAGGACAAUCACUGAAGCAGAGCUUCUGAUUAAAUUAAAAAAUCUGAAUGGAGAUCCAAGUAUCCAUGGGAUAAUUGUACAGAUGCCACUGGACACAGAUAAUCCUGUAGAUUCCCACCUCAUUACUGAUGCUGUAGCUCCAGAAAAAGAUGUAGAUGGAUUAAAUACAAUUAAUGAAGGAAGGCUGGCUGUUGGGGAUCUAUCUGGGUUCCUACCGUGCACACCGAAUGGGGUCUUCGAACUUAUAAAGAGGAGUGGGGUGCAAAUUUCAGGAAGCCAGGCUGUCGUUCUUGGGAGAAGUAAGAUAGUUGGAACACCUUGUUCUGAAUUACUGAAAUGGCAUCAUGCUACUGUGACUGUUUGUCAUUCAAAAACAAAGUAUCUGGCCAAAGAGACAGCCAAAGCAGACAUUUUGGUGGUUGCUAUUGGUCAACCUGAAAUGGUGAAAGGUGAUUGGAUAAAAGCAGGUGCUGUUGUCAUUGACUGUGGAAUAAAUUCAGUGCCAGAUGAAACUAAGAAGUCUGGUCAGAAGUUAGUUGGAGAUGUUGCUUUUGAAGAAGCAAAGAAGGUUGCAUCUUACAUUACUCCAGUCCCAGGUGGUGUGGGUCCCAUGACAGUGGCUAUGCUUAUGAAGAAUACUGUACAGUCAGCUCAGAGGUCAGCUGCUAGGCUCAGAAGUACUGCUUGGAACUUGAGGGUGUUACCACUUUCACUGGAAACUCCAGUUCCUAGUGAUAUUCAGAUUGCCAGAGGACAAGAGCCAAAGGAUGUAAGUCAGCUGGCAGAAGAAAUUGGUUUGUAUCCCAGUGAGGUAUUUCAGUAUGGACACAAGAAAGCCAAGAUUGAUCUUUCAGUACUGAAGCGACUUGAACAUCAAAAGCCUGGAAAAUACAUAGUAGUUGCAGGAAUCACUCCCACUCCACUUGGGGAGGGCAAGAGUACAACAGUACUUGGUCUUGUCCAGGCUCUUAGUGCACAUAAGAACAAGAAUUCCUUUGCAUGUGUGCGACAACCGUCUCAAGGUCCUACAUUUGGGAUUAAAGGUGGUGCUGCUGGUGGAGGGUAUUCACAAGUAAAUCCCAUGGUGGAGUUUAAUCUUCACUUGACAGGUGACAUCCAUGCUGUAACAGCAGCCAACAAUCUCCUGGCAGCUCAGCUUGAUGCUAGAAUUUUUCAUGAAAAAACUCAAAGUGAUAAAUCACUUUAUGACAGACUUGUGCCUGAUGUGAAAGGGAAAAGAAGUUUCUCCAAAAUUCAGUUGAGGAGGUUAGAGAAACUUGGCAUCAACAAGACUGAUCCUAAUUCUCUUACUCUAGAAGAACAGAAGGCCUUUGCAAGACUAAAUGUUGAUGUUAACACCAUUACGUGGCAGCGAGUUGUUGAUACAAAUGAUAGAUUUCUAAGAAAAAUCACCAUUGGCCAGUCACCAACUGAGAAAGGUUUCUCUAGAGAAAGUGGAUUUGUGAUGUCUGUAGCAAGUGAAGUUAUGGCAAUUCUUGCUCUCUCAAAAAAUAUCCAAGACAUGAAGGAACGUUUAAGUAGAAUUGUUGUAGCUCAAGAUACUGAUGGAAAGCCUGUUACAGCAGAUGAUUUGGGUGCUACAGGUGCUAUGACCAUUCUGCUGAAGGAUGCUAUCCAACCAACACUGAUGCAGAGCCUGGAAGGAACUCCUGUUUUGGUUCAUGCUGGUCCAUUUGCUAAUAUUGCUCAUGGUUGUUCAUCUGUUGUAGCUGAUGAUGUUGCACUCAAACUUGUAGGACAAGAUGGUUAUGUUGUGACUGAAGCUGGAUUUGGCUCUGAUAUAGGAAUGGAGAAAUUCUUCAAUAUAAAGUGCAGAUGUUCAGGAGCAGUACCUAAUGCUGUAGUGCUAGUAACCUCAGUAAGAGCUCUAAAGAUGCACGGUGGAGGGCCGACUGUAACCCCAGGCAUCCCAUUAAAGAAGGAGUAUACUGAGGAAAACCUUGAAUUGCUUUCAAAAGGAUUGCCAAACCUUCUGAAGCACAUCAGUAAUGGCACAAAAUUCGGAAUCCCAGUUGUUGUUGCUAUCAACACCUUCUCGACUGACAAAGUGGCUGAGUGGGAGUUGUUGAAGAAGGCAAGCUUGGAAAAUGGAGCUUUCCGUGCUGUUGUCUGUAAUCAUUGGGCUCAAGGUGGAGCUGGAGCUACAGAAUUAGCUGAUGCUGUUAUUGAAGCUUGCAACCAACCUUCAGGAUUCAGAUUUUUGUAUGACUUGGAUCUUCCUCUGGAAGACAAGAUAAGAAAGAUAGCUCAAGAAAUGUAUGGUGCUGGCGACAUUGACCUAUCAGCUGAUGUACAGAAACUGCUUGAAUACUACAGUAAGCAGGGCUAUAACAAGUUACCAGUGUGCAUGGCAAAAACACAUCUGUCUCUCACUGGAGAUCCUGAACUAAAGGGAGCACCCACAGGUUAUAUUCUGCCAAUUAAGAAUAUAAUAGUUUCAGUUGGAGCAGGCUUUGUGGUUCCACUUGUAGGACAGAUUUCCAUGCUGCCUGGUCUUGGGACAAGACCCAUUAUUUAUGACAUGGAUAUUGAUGCAGAUACUGGUGAAAUUCAUGGUUCCUUCUAAUGAUAUCUUACAACAAAUAUCAUUAGUCUAUUUUGGAAAGAAUCUGUCAAUAUAUGCACUUAAAGUUAUACAAAUUUCAUAAGCUAUAGCAUUAAUAUUGAUAAGUAAGGGAAGUAGAUUCAGUGCAAUUGCUCACCUGAAGUUUGAUGCAGUUAGUUGAUGUUUUAACAUCUCUGUCUGGAAUAGAAUAUAUCAGGCUAAGGAAUUAGAUUAGUGUUAUGAGUUUGGAUCGUCAGAUUUUAUUGGUAGGAACAGGCUUCUUUUAUAGAAAAAUUGGAUAGGAAGUAGAUGGUGUUUCGAACUACUGUAUGGACUGUAUUUUGUUUUUGUUUUUUGGGUCUGAUAUGCAAAUAUUAUUUUUCAUACAUUAACUUUUAUUAAAUUUACUUAAAAGUUUAAGUGAAACUCUAACAGUAUAGUAACUAAGCUAUUGGCUGGGCUACUGGGUUUAGAUUCCUGGCAAGGAUAUUUCUCUUUUCCACCAAGUCCAGCAUGGCUUUGGGGCCAUCCAACAUCCUAUCUAGUGGAUACUUUGAACUCACACGUUGAUAAGUAUAUUCCUGUUUGAGAUUAUUUAAAUUUUUCUUACUGUGCAUUUCUUCAAGCUACUUGACAUAGUGUUAGCUGAGAAAAUAUGGGAGUUCAAGAAUAAAACUCAUUGGUUCAUA
Molecule: messenger RNA, 3589 nt
Organism: Zootermopsis nevadensis
Lineage: Eukaryota; Metazoa; Arthropoda; Insecta; Blattodea; Termopsidae
Gene: pug
Product: pug C-1-tetrahydrofolate synthase, cytoplasmic
Biological process (GO): tetrahydrofolate interconversion
Cellular component (GO): cytosol
Molecular function (GO): ATP binding; formate-tetrahydrofolate ligase activity; methylenetetrahydrofolate dehydrogenase (NADP+) activity
Source: RefSeq, a predicted model, not a curated record